CUGUAUAUUAGUGUUAUUGUAGGAUCGACUGCGUUCCCGCACCGACUUCAGCUUCGAACAGCAACGUCGACGAACACGAGAACGAAUGUAACAGAAAAAGAAGAAAUUCGCCCCUACAAGGGUCUUGAUGACAUUGUUACAGAGUAUUUCAGAGUGCAACACUCGAAAUGCUCUCACCCAGUUACAACUUGCCCUCCUUUCUCACUUUUUUAUCCACAUCGUUGUCCUGAGCCGCGUAACGUUGGAAUGGUCCCCGUGAACAUCGUCACUCGUUUUGCUACAAGAGAUAUUUUGCCGUACAAUACCUGGCCCUUAAAGAAGAAAAAUAUCAAGAAAGAAAACCGAGGGGGUGUGCUUUUUCGCCUGAGCAUAGAAAGAAGAAAUCCCGAGGAGCGCUUGUGGAAAUCCCAUGUAAUAGCGAACACUCGUGUUUCCUACAAUGAAAAGGAGUUAUUGCAAUUGAUUCACGACCAUCUCGUUAGGAAAGGCCUCCACUCCACUGCGGAGCAGCUUGUGUCUGAAGCGGAUCUCCCGCAAAUUCCAGCAAGUAAAGCGUCUACAACACCGGCGAGACUACCACCUCUGCCGCGAACCCGAUCUCUGGCAAUACCAGCCACUCAGCCUCGAUCUUUGGUUCUUCCUGGAGCUGCGGGCUUGACAACAACUGGGACGGCUGCUGAAGCUAGCACUCCAAUUAAUUCUUUCCAUAAACGAUUAGGAAGUGUUACCUUACCGACAUCGCAGCGGGAGCAUGGAUUCCUGGAGCCGACACCGGGCCGAGAUCGAUUGCGUUCCCGCCAGGCCGCGACUCAGCUUCGAACAGCAACGUCGACGAACACGAGAACGAAUGUAACAGAAAAAGAAGAAAUUCGCCCCUACAAGGGUCUUGAUGACAUUGUUACAGAGUAUUUCAGGAACAAAGUGAAGUCGAAGGAUGAGAGUUACGUGUUCAGUCGAUUCCGCCCUGCAAGAACAAUAACCGAGCACGAAGAAAUGUAUACCAGCUGUGCAUUUUCUAUCGAUGAUGAGCAUCUAAUCGUCGGAACAUUCACUGGUGAAGUUCACUGGUUGAAUAUGGAGACGGGAGCCGAAGAAUCCCACACAGUUUGCCAUUCGAGUGGAAUUACAUCCAUUGUUCCCAGUAAGGAUGGUAAUUUCUUGCUCACAUCAUCGGCUUAUAUCACGCCUUUAUCCGCGCUGUGGAAAUUGGGAGACCAGCAGGAGUAUGCGUUGGAUAUACCAGAUGAAUACUUCGUUCAGUUUUCGAAUCUGUCAAGUGAGAAAAUCAUUGGAACAAGCGAUAUCGUAGGAACGAUCUACGAUACUGAGACGGGUCGACUCUUGCGAAAGUUCCGCCGUGAUUCGUGUCCAACCGGCUACACUCACAACCGUGCAUCGUUUUCUCCAUGUGACACGAUGGUUCUAAAUGAUGGAGUGCUUUAUGAUGUUCGCGGACCUGUAAGUCACUCCCACCCUUCUAUCUUGUCUAUCUAA
This is a messenger RNA of Cooperia oncophora, 1494 nucleotides long. The record is from the annotation of a GenBank genome assembly. Lineage: Eukaryota; Metazoa; Nematoda; Chromadorea; Rhabditida; Trichostrongylidae.